Molecule: messenger RNA, 13180 nt
Organism: Monodelphis domestica (gray short-tailed opossum)
Lineage: Eukaryota; Metazoa; Chordata; Mammalia; Didelphimorphia; Didelphidae
Source: RefSeq, a predicted model, not a curated record
GGGGGAGAAGGCUGCAGGCCCCUAGGUUGGGGAACAAUUCCUGUAUGACUCCACCCCCACCGAGCCUCUACAUGGACUGGCCUAGACAGGAGGACUCCAUUUCCCAGAGAGCCGGUUCCCUGACUUCCUAUUCUCGGCUCCUCCCCAGCGGGGCAGCGUCCCGGCAUGCUGGGAACUCAUCUGGCCUGUCUCAGCUCCUGGAAGGUUUCCUGCUGUGCUUUUAGGAUCUUUGCUUGAGGCAGAGACUAAUUUUGAAGUAACAGAGAUGUCUACAAAGCUGAGGCUUCUUGUGGAAGGAUCUGGACCUCAAAGAUACAUGAAUGAGGUUCCUCAUGACUGCAUUUUGAGAGAAAUCCGUGACUCUGAUAUGCAGGGCUCAUUAACAUUAAAGGAUGUGGCUGUGGACUUCACCCAGGAGGAGUGGUGCCUAUUGGACCAUUCUCAGAAGGAAUUGUAUCUAGAGGUUAUGCUGGAGAAUGUGCAAAAUCUACUCUGUGUGGGUCUUCCAGUGCCUAGAGAAUAUUUUACCUCUUGUUUUCAGCAAGGGAAAGCACCAUGGCUGCUUGAGCAAAAAGGCCCCAGGAGCUACUGUCCAGAGACAGAGACUAAAUUUGAAGUGAAGGAAUUUUCUACGAAAAUGAGGAUUUUUGUGGAAGGGUCUGAUCCCAAAAGAUGCAUGAAUGACGGUUCCCAUCACUUCAUUUUGAGAGAAAUCUGUGACUCUAAUAGCAAGAUCAAUAAAAAUGUAAAUAGUAAAUAUGAAUUUGAUGACCCUUCAGAGAAAUUCAGCGAAUAUUCAGUCCUAAAUCAGCAUGUGAAAUUAAGCUCUGGAAAUGUCUGUUGUGAGGAUAGUCAAUACAGCAAUUGCUUUCCUAAAGUAGUAGGACUUUUUCAGUGGAAUGAGAAACCUUCUGAAAAGUCCAUGUAUCAAGGUAACCUAGGAGGAAUAGCCUUUGACUGCAGUUUAGACUUCAGUAGACAUCCAAAAAAUAAAUGUGUAGAAAUGGUUUCUGAGAAGGAUGAAGGAGGGAAAACUUUCAGUCAAAACUCUGAUCUUGCUGCACAUCAAAUAAUCCAUUUGGGAGAGAAACUUUAUGAAUGUAAACAAUGUGGAAAGGCUUUCAAACGAAAAGACUCUCUUGCAGUGCAUCAGAGAAUCCACUCUGGAGAAAAACCUUUUGAAUGUAAACAGUGUGGAAAGACUUUCACACAGAGGAGUCAUCUUGGUAAACAUCAGAGUAUCCACUCUGGAGAGAAACCUUAUGACUGUAAACAAUGUGGGAAGGCUUUCAGACUUAGGGACUACCUUGCUACCCAUCAGAGAAUCCACAUUGGAGAGAAACCUUAUGAAUGUAAUCAGUGUGGAAAGGCCUUUACACGGAUCAGCUCCCUUGCCUCACAUCAGCUAAUUCACUCUGGUGGGAAACCUUAUGACUGUAUACAGUGUGGAAAGGCUUUCAGACAGAAGGACCAUCUUGUUGUACAUCAGAGAAUCCACACUGGAGAGAGACCUUAUGAAUGUAUACAGUGUGGAAAGGCUUUCACAGAGAGGGGCAAUCUUGCUACACAUCAGAGAAUCCACACUGGAGAGAAACCUUAUGACUGUAAACAAUGUGGAAGGGUUUUCAGACAGAGGGACAAUCUUGCUGCACAUCAGAGAAUCCAUACUGGAGAGAAACCUUAUGAAUGUGAACAGUGUGGAAAGGCUUUCACAGAGAGGGACAAUCUUGCUACACAUCAGAGAAUCCACACUGGAGAGAAACCUUAUGUCUGUAAAAAAUGUGGAAAGGCUUUCAGACAGAGGGACAAUCUUGCUGCACAUCAGAGAAUCCACACUGGAGAGAAACCCUAUGAAUGUAAACAGUGUGGAAAGGCUUUUAAAUGGAGCAGCUCCCUUGUUACACAUCUGCUAAUCCAUCGUGGAAAGAAACCUUAUGAAUGUAAACAGUGUGGAAAGGAUUUUAAUUGUCUCCGCUCUCUUGCAGUACAUCAUAGAAUCCACUCUGGAGUGAAACCUUAUGAAUGUAAACAGUGUGGAAAGACUUUCACACAGAGGGGCCAUCUUUCUAUACAUCAGAGAAUCCACAUUAGAGAGAAACCUUAUGAAUGUAAACAGUGUGGAAAGGCUUUCACACAGAGGAGUCAUCUCAGUAGACAUCAGAGAAUCCACACUGGAGAGAAACCUUAUGAAUGUAAACAGUGUGGAAAGACCUUCACACAGAGGAGUCAUCUUGCUGUACAUAAGAUCACCCACACUGGAGAGAAGCCUUAUGCAUGUAAACAGUGCGGAAAUGCUUUCACACAGAAGGGCAGUCUUGCUACACAUCAGAGAAUCCACACUGGAAGAGAAACCUUAUAAAUGUAAACAUUUUGGAAAGUCUAUCAAAUGUAAAGUCUCCUGCAGCACAUCAAAGAUUCUACAUUGGAGAGAAAUCUUAUGAAUGUAAACAAUGUGGGAAGGUUUUCACAAAGAGGAGUCAUCUCAGUAGACAUCAGAGAAUCCUUCUGGAAAGAUACCUUAUGAAUGUAAACAGUGUGGAAAGGCGUUCACACAGAGGAGUCUUCUUGCUGUACAUCAGAGCAUUCACAGUGAAGAGAAACCUUAUAAAUGUAAACAGUAUUGAAAACCUCUCAAAUGGAAAGUCUUUCUUACAGCACAUUACAGAAUCCACACUGGAGAGGGACCUCAUGAAAAUAAACAGUGUGGAAAGGCUUUCACAGAGAGAGGAUCUCUCAAUAAACAUCAACGAAACCUCAUUAAUGUAAACAGUGUGGAAAGCCUUUCUCUUGUAAUCCAUCAGCUAAUCUACACUGUGUGAAUUCCUGUGUGAAAGAAGAAACCUUAUUGUAUCGGAUAAAAUCAUGCAAUAUUCUAUGUCAUAUAUUGAUCAGUUUAGUAAUGUUCGAUUAGAAACUUCAUUUAAAAAUUAGUGAAAGUUAGGUAUCCUUCUCAAGGAAGAUACAAAUCUCUCCCUUUGAAGAAUGGAGAAAUUUCCUUCCUCUUCAGCAACUUUUUAUAGAUACAUAAAUAUCAACCUUUUAUUCACUUUUUUUCUAAUAUGGCCAAAAUUUCCCCCUUUUUUUUCCUUAAAAUUUUUUUAAUUAAUGGAUUAAGAUGUUAGAUUGCCAUUCCCAUGGGAAAAGUCUUGAAACAUGCAACUACAAUUUUAACUCUGUGUCCUGAAUGUUUCCGUUUAAAAGGCCUUUGCCAUGUCUAAAUUCUGGCUUAACUUAAAAAUUUCAAAUUAAGAAAUGCCCCAUGAGAUCAAUAUGCUGGGAUACUUAAGGAGGAUUGGAAAAGAUAAAGAAAAUAUAACAUACACAGACAUUGUAUUUUAUACAGGUAGUGGGUGACUAGAAGGGAAACAUUGUGUUAAUUUCUGAUAUAUUUUGAGUUCAUUUGUAUAUCCGUGGACAUUGCUGUUGAAUCAACCACUCAGAGAAGUGCCUUUGUCCUCUCCCUUUUCCUAAAAAAAGCUGCAUAUUUUGCUGCAAGCAUCUCAUCCAGUCACCUAUCUACUCAUUUGAACCAGGAUGCAGACCCAAGUUCCACUCCAAGCAUUAUAAAUGUCAACAGUGCAUAAAGGCUUUCCCAAAGAAGGGCAAUCUUGCUGGACAUGAUUGUUUUUGCUAAGAGUGGAUUGGGGUUCCUGAAUGUUGAUUGCUUUUUAAGCUUCUGUUUUGCAGGGCUUUGCCUUUGUAGUAUCUUCCCUUCCUAGCCAGAAGCCCAAGUGAGGGCAAGUAAUGUGAUGUUCUUUGUACAGAGAGAUUUAAAGGAUUUUACCCUAAAGCUACCUUUCCUGCCCCUGCUGCUUUGGCUGUGUCCACCCUUGGUUCUUCCCAGGCUCCUCACUCUUCAUCCUUGGGUCUCAAGUCUCAGUGCCAUUGACAUACAUUGCCCUCAGGGAUAAGUCUGUGGUGCCUUCAACCAGGCCCUGAUAAUUGAGAGAUUUCUUCGGUCCUCUCUCUGACUCUGGAAUGGCAGGUGUUGUGGUGGAGAUGUGACCAGCUUGUGCUCUGAUGAAUGCAGUUUUACCCUCAUAUAUAGUGUUAGUAUCCCGAGACACUGCCUACCUAAAAGGCUUCAUCCCAUUGGAAAGUCCCUUUGCUCUUCUGGUUUUGGUUUCUUUCCUUUUGAGAGACUUGGUAAUGAUUGGUUAGAAGGAGGUUCAGAAGUCUCCUGCUGCUACUCUGCCAUCUUAGCUCUGCCCCCCAAUGCCUCCAUCUGCUGUUAAUCUUGUGUGUAAAGAUUUUUUAUGUAAAUUGAGAAAUGUUACACCACAUAUUAUGAUUAUCAUCAUUAUUAAUUUGCUUGAUGAAAAUUUGUUGAUGUAAAAAGUGAAUGUAAUGGUGAGAAUUUGUCUUUUGCACUAUUAGACCAGGAUAAAAGUCUUUCAAUCCUAGAAUUCUUACCAAAAGAGGUUUGAGUGAACUCUCUUUUAUCACCCAAAGUGGAAAAUGACCAUCUGUGCCUCAGUAGUUUGACUUGCCCCAAAGAUAAGUCCAUCAAUUUUGCUACUGUGAUGGUGAUUCUUCAUAGUGCCAUUUAUUUCUCAGUGUUGAUUUGUCUGCUGCCUUCUAUUUCAUAAGUGAUGCAAAACUUGAAGCCCUAUAUUUGUUGCAUUUACCUUAUUAAAGAUACCAAUGUCAUGUGGAUCAGACUCUCACAGACUAUCAAAAACUCUCCACAAGAUUUCUCUCAGAUAAUAUAAGAGGACUUACCAACUCCAGUGCAAAGCUGACUUGUUCCUAGCUUCCCCUAGCCAUGAAGUGGUUCCCUUUGAUUCAGGAAGGGAAAGAAGAUAUCCCAGGCACCAGGAAAAAGGACUUUUUCCCAAGGAGGACCUGUCAGUUUCCAAGACCAAGAGACAGAUACAUUCCUUAACAGGGUCAGCUGGCUAUUAGCCCUUAUGUUCAACUUCUGGGGAGAUAGUGAGGCCACUUUACUGUGCUCGUUGCAGCUUCACUUGUGAAAGCACUAACGACCACUCCUCGCCCAAGACUUGCAUUUCCCUAUGCCUAGUGGCUUGAGCUGCUAGACCACCGAAUGCAGACUUCUUUAGACCAGAGAUUGGCUAGAAAAAUGGAAAAUGGAAAAUAUCACUGUCAUCUCAAAUCCCCACUUGAUAUUCAUCUAUUUGGAGGAACCCUUAUAUGACUUUAAAACCUUAAAAAAAAACUAAAAAUUUUAUUGUUCCCUCGUGGUAAUACUGGGUCAGAGGGGGUGAAGGGGGCUACCGGAGCUACCAUGGUUUGAGGCUACAUGAACUGCACUGGUUUUUGAGUUCAACCUCUCUUUUGCCUAAUCUAUGUGGCCAGGCAGCAAAAUUUAUUGCCAUUCCAAGAACAAUAACUGAUUCAGCUCCAAAGAUAGCAGUUCAAGAAGGCCCGGCCUAUAAAUGCUGCCCAGGACACUGAGGCUGGAGGUGAUAAAGACUUAUAGUCAAUCAUCAUCUAUGAAAACACCCAUGAAGAUAAAGAAGGCAAAGACGCAAGGCUAAAUUGUAACCCAGGUAUCAUGGGUUUUAGGUGAGUACUGAAGGCAAGCUUUUUCCUUUUUUUCCCCUCAAAAUGUUAUCACCAAUCCUGCUUGUCAAUUCAUGCCUGGAGGUCAUUAUGGUUUGUAAAGCCAUUCCAGUCUCCAUAAAAUGCGAAUGUGUGGCUCAUGGAAUCACUUCAGUACUUUCUAGUAGAACAUUAGAAUUUCUAGAAUAUAUUGCUUAUUAAUAGGAUUCAAAAGGGUUAUGUCUCUACGAUGAGGGUGUGAAGAUUGGAUUUAGCUCUCCCCUGAUUGUAACAAUGAAGGUACUUAGCUCUUUUAUAGUGAAGAUAAAAUUUUAAUCCCAAUCUAUUUUUAGAUAAAUAGGGCAGUCCUGGAGAGAGGGUCUUCUGUGAUUGGUAGAAGUGAACUUUAGGGGAGGUGAAUCAAGAGAAAAAGAUCUUUAAAUAGAGGACCACAGAGGCCAGCGGAGGUAGGAUCUAAGAACUCUAACUCAGAGUUGGACUGGAGGAUCUGUAUCUUGAGCUUAGAGUGAAGAAGAGUUACUCAGAGGAGAGACUGGAAGACAGACACUUGAGGAGAGAGACAGAAACUCAGACUUUCCUGUGGAACUUGACCCUGGAGGAACUUGUGCAGGUGAUCUCAGACUGCUUUCCUUUUAGACAGUCACCUUGGUGAGUGAAAGGCUAAUUUAGUUUCCCUGCCCUUCUGGAAAUGUGAACCUCUGAGAAAGGCCCAUCGUCUUGAGACUCUUUUCUCUGAUUAGUACCUUAGAAUUUCAACCUGGCUCAGAGGAAGCUGGAGUUUUCUCUCCCCCUUUUAUCUCAUUCCCUAAUAUCUUCACUCUCUUGUAAAAUAAACUACCAUAAAUUCAGUUCACUUUAGUAAUUCAUUUAGGGAUUUAGUAAUUAAAUCCAUGAUGACCACCUAUUUGAUAUUCAGUCCAACCACAAAAAAUUUAACAAUUAUUUGGCUGACCAUGAUGGUUGUGAGGAAAUACCCUCAAUCUUCUUCACUUUUCUAAACUUUUCCAUUAACAUGACUAUAUCUAUGUUAGCUUUUAAUAGCUUAUUUUGAAUCUACAUAAAUCAGCUGAAGAUGUAAGGUUGCCGUUUCCAAUUCUCCCUUGUCAUAGGGAAUAAUCAACCUAAAGCUCAACUUGAAUAUAACUCAAGUCUACUGGAAAGUAUGGAGUUGAGUUUGGGGAAGAUCGUGAUUUUAAUAAAAAAAUGUGAAAUGAAUUUAAAACCUCCCCAGAGUACUAGUGACAUCUCUCCAUACUUCCUCAUCAUGAGAAUCUCUGUGCCACCCUGCACUACAUAGCAUGGCUUCUAGUUCACAAACUAUCCCCUCCCAUACCCUACUUAUUCCUUCCCCUACUACCCAACCCACUCCUCCCCCCACCCUGCCCAUACCUCCUGCCCCACCCCUUGUGCAUCCUUGCCCCCCAGCCCCUGCCCCUUCUUCCUUUACCCUUCCUUCCCACCAUUUCCCAUACUGCUCCUACCUCUCAUCCUUCUGGUACUAUGGGCCCACAAUCUCUCCCCCACAGCUUGUGCACCCCUUUCCCUUCUCUUACCUACCCCAUUGAAAAUGGAGCAAGAAGUCUAGACACAGAAGCACAAGACAAUUCAGGUAGAAGUUUGUUCCCUUUAAGAGAAAUUCCAACAUUAAAUAAAAAUGGAAAACUUGGUAUCUAUAAGACAACAUACACCUUUCAGUCCUGAGGAUUUAAAUAAAUUCAAGGAAGACCUUCCCUCAUUUGAGGAAGAGCCAAUAUUAUAAAAAGUUUCUCUCAGCUUAACCCCAGAAAUAAACAAAGUUCAAAGUCUCUUAUAGGCCACCAACUCAAAAGCUUCUCCCCUGAUCAUCUUCCACUGCUCAGAGCCAGAGACAAAGAGACCAAGACCCAAAGCCCAGUUUCUCUUCUCAGUGUCAACUUCCACUGCUCAGAGCCAGAGACAAAGUCCAAAAACCAAGGCAGCUUCAUAAAAGUCUUUUAGUUAGCUUCAAACCUCCAGGGAGAGAGAGUGUGUCUCCCAGUCAGAGACAAAAUCCAAAAGCCUCUCCUGAGUGAACUCAAGCUGUUAUAUGAAAAAAUAUAUAUAUGAUCCUACCAGGUCACAAGUUUGGGGUUUCUAGAUUCCAUGCAGACCCCCCCCACCCCCUUUUGGUCAAGACUGGAUGACACUGACCAAACAAAUGAACAAAUGAGUAUUUCUAUAUGGGGUUGAACUCCAUCACUAAUGGUGGGAAAGCCUAGAGGUACAGGUAUGGGCAAUUGACAUUUGGGGGCAUCCCCAAUGCCAUGGGCACAUUGAUAUUUGAGUCAGAAAGGCAGGCAGUCUGCCUCUGGCAAAAACUAACAACCAAAACAGGACCCUGUUUCCCCAAAGUUUUUUAAAUCAUUCAAAUCUGGUGGGCUCUGAUGUAAUGCCUUCAGCCUCCUCUCUCCUGCAGAAUUCUCCCUUUGUAUAAGAUUGCCUCAUUGCUGCAAGAGUGAACAAGAGAAUCCAUAAAUGCAUUUCUUUAACAGGACUUGAUCAACUCCCCAAAUACUUACUCAUUAUAAAGAUUAUCCCCAAUGCUAACCUUACUCUGCAAUCCCAUAUUAGUAAUUCUAUUAAUGUCUAUUCUACACCAAGUAUAAAAUUAUGUAAGCUACAUGCUUAAUCAGAAAGAUUGCCUUACUCUGCCAAAAUAAUCAUAUAAAAAGCAACAAAAAAAGCAUACAAACUACAGAAGUAUAAAAGCAAAAACAAAAUCCACAUCAUGGGUUAUUCAGGACAAGUAUAUCUGAAAAUGGCCCUUAUUCCUGUUUCAAGGCCAAAAUUAAAAUACUGUCUAGCACUAAGUAAAAUUUAACUAGACAUUCUAUUACAAGAAUCCCCAAAUCAUAUUUUAAAAAACUGCAUGACAAGUUCAGUUUCAAAACAAUUUUAAAAGUCAAAUUUAAGUUUCAAUAUUGAAAUUAACUCCAAAAAUUCUCAAGAUAAAAAUUGCCUCUAAUUUUCCUUAAUUUGAAAACCUCUCGCACACCCCUCUUUGAGGAGGUUGAAAUGCUAUAGCUUUAAAAACUCUUUUCAUUCAACUUUAACUACUUAACAGCCAUAACUGUGCGCUUAAACAGCUUAGGCUUUUUUCUUCUAUUAACUAUUACCUAGUAUGAAAAAAAAUGUUGCAACUGAGUCAGCCAAUGUAAAGUCUGUGGAUAAAAACUAUUGUUAAAAUAAUACUCCUAUUUUGACUGAGUUCUAGCCUUAACUAAAUUAGUUUUGGGUUCCCAUCGCAAUUUCCUGAGUAUCUAUUCAUUGGCAAUAAGGGCUCAUUUACCAUUGAACUUAGGUCUAGUCUAUAGGUGAUUUGAUUAGCAUUUUUAGGCACACAGAUUUCCAUCUUAUCUUUGUUUCCUGCCUUGAGGAUCCAAAAUGUAUAAACUUUACUUGUACUGGGGAGCCAUUCAGUGUUCUAUCAGAACCUUGUUUAUUAAAAAUGCUGCUUAGAACCUACUAUUUAUGUACAAGGCCUCCCCCUUUUUGGCAUGGCUAUUUUGCCAGUGUUAAGGUCUAGGAUUUCACCCACCACCAAGAAAGACCCGUGGACAAUGCAAUCAGGCAAAGAAAGGGCCAUUUAUUGAACUAGUACGCACUAGUGGGAACUCAGCCAAAAGAGUUCCUCCUUCCCUCCUGAAGACUCAGUCUUAAAUACUCUUCAGCAUGUAUAGCUCCCCUCCCUUCCUCCUUCUAGUCCAUUAUCUGUUACAUACCCUUGUUGGAGCGUUGCCGGUAUGUAUGGCUCCCCUCAGCCCUUAUCUGCUAUGUACUGUCCUUGGUACCUUGACAUUUUCAUGUCACAGGGUCUUUUUGGCCCUUUCUUACCUGGUGCCCAGUGCAGCUGGGAUCUUGGCAUAAUUCUGGCUUUGAAUUUCCAAGGCUAGGUAGCUCCCUGUUCAGGCCUUCCUGAACUUCCAAGGCUGGGCAAUUUCCUGCUCUGGCCUCCCUCACCAGGUUUUCCUUAUGACCUAAACUCUUCCUUUUAAGAAAAGGGAUCUCUUUGAAUUUCCUUACUCAUUCACAAUGGCUAAAACUUUCUAUCUGCCUCCGUAAUUUCCAUAUUUUAUGCCUUGCCUUCCUGAGUCUUCUUUCAUGAUUACAGAAAAUUUGCUAUUAACAGGAGAAAACUGGGAAGUGACUUAAAAUGAGGGAGAAAAGCUCCAAUAAUUUGGAAUAUUAAUGCCUUUCGUAAGUUGGCCAUGAUCAGCAGUCAGUUGUAGAACUUGACAGAAACUUAGCCCUUCUUCCAUUCGCCCUUGUGACUAUCAAUAACCAAUUUCCUCCAUAGCAUUUCUUUUCCCAGUUAUCUUCACAUACAAUUCACCCUUAGAUGGCAAUUCUCUGUAACCAUGCUAAGGGUUUAAAAUUACCUUCUGUUACUAACAAUUAUUUUUGGGCUCCUUCAUUCUUUAACUUCUGAUACUACUUUGAGAGACACCCCAUCAUUCUGGAAUCUUUGCUGCAAAUUCUCCAAUGAACAGAUGUUACUUUCAAACCUCUUAACAAGGUAAAAUGCUCCUAUUUUAAACUUUCCUCCUUCAACUCAGUCUGGGGACUAGCUUUGUCCUUUCUAGGUUCUCUACUUAAAGGGACUUUGCUCAGGGUAAAUAGAAUUCUCAGGGUAAAUAAAAUGGCCAGUUUAUGUCUGCUACAGAAGUAUUUCUAAAGUCAAUGAUAAUGAUGAGAAACAAUACUUAUCCAGAUUCUGUAUCUUGAGGGCUCCUUUGAAUUCCUCACAGACAUGUCUUCUUCAGGAAUCCUUCAGAUUCUAGGCUGCAGGAAAAUCUGGUCCAGGCUUUUGGCUCCUAAGAAACAUCUUGAGGUAAAACUUAACUUUAAUACGUUUUAAUCACUUCACCCACACUCCAGAACUGGGGUGGUAAAUUCCAGGGCGUUCCUAGAAAUUUCUUAGGAGUUUCCUGGGUGGGGAAUUCCUUUAUUAGUAGUCAUGUGCCAAUGAUCAUCAGAAACAGAUCAUCAGUUAGUUUCACAAAACAAUUAAUUCUUUCCACUUAAAAAGGAAAAUUAGUCAUCAGUAUUCACUGGUCCUUUAAAACAAAAACUUAUCUAUUGUAAUGGUUGCACUCUGGAAAUUUACCUUAAAAAUUCCAAAAAGUAGGUUAUAGUUCAUGAUCCUUUUAAUUUUUCAAAAACUACAACCCAUUUUUACUCCAGAACUCUCACACACACACGCAUACAUUAAUCAGAAAAAGUCUUGUUCUUUGAAAACAGUAGCUUGACAAUGUGAAAUGACAGCACUCAAAUAACAAAGUUAAUACUUAGAAUAAAAUGUAUCUUAUUGCCAAUACUGAAAAUUAUCUGCACUUGAUAUUGUGAAUCUUAAAACUACUCAGACUCUACUUUAGAUUUGAUUAAGCUAUUCCCCAUUUUUAACAAUGGAGGCACUUGAUCAGGAAUGUAUUGAGAACUUUUAAAAUUACUCCACCCUGCUCAGACAGUGCCUUAGGGGAAGAUAAAGUUGAAAACUCCUGAUUGAACAAUGAAAAGUCCUCAACUCAUACUUAUAGUAAAGCCAAAACCUUAAGCUAGGUGGUCUAUUUUUAGAUCUAAUGCAAAAGGGUGCUAAGUACCUAUAAAGGUUAAAUCAGUACCUAAAAAAUCAAGCAACUUACAAAAGGCAAGUUUAACAAAAGUGGUGUGAAGUACUCAGAGGAUUUAAUCUAACCAGAGAAGGUGAGAACAAAAGAAGACGAAAACUAAGAAUAGAAAGUCCUGGGGAAAAGCAUCUACUGUGAUUGGUAGCUGUGAAAAUUUAGGGGCGGUGACCCAAGAGAAAAUUUCUUUAAAAAGGAAGGGAGUUUGGAUUGGAAUUUUUUAGUUUGGAGUAGUUGGAGUUUGAAGUUGAAUUCUUGUUGGAGUUGAGUUGAAGUAAGGACAUUUUGAAUGGAGUUUGUAAUUGAACCCAGCUUAGAGAUGAUCUUGUGGUGAGUGAUAAAGACUGACUCGCUCUCCCUUAGGCUCAGGCCUAGGCCAUUUUUGGCCUAGGCCCUUUUCUACUGCUUGGCUAUUCUCUCUCUCUCUCUCUCUCUCUCUCUCUCUCUCUCUCUCUCUCUCUCUCUCUCUCUCCCCCCUUACUUCCUUCAUUUAUAUGAAUUAAAAUCUCCAUAAAUCCCAGCUGACUUGUGCCCCUUCCAGUGUCCCCUUUGGCCACAGGCUGGACAUGGAGUCGUGGGUGGUCUUUCCUUCCAAGGCCAAUCCUUCGACCAGUGCCCAUCCCAUCCACAGGUGUAGCAAGAGCCCCUUGGCCUCUGCCCAUAGGUCAGAGAGGUGAGAACUGCCGUGAGGAGUUUCUCACAUUUCUGUCCUUCUGUCUCAACAAGGUCCCUGUUGUGAAAGACCUUAAAAGCAGCAUCCAUUAAUUGAUUAAUUGGACUCUGAGGUCCCAGUUCCAGCUUUUGCAGUUUUCUCCUGAUGUCUAGGGCAGACUGUCCUAUAAAGUGGAGUCUUAAGAUAAGUGCCCCCUCAUCAGUGUCUGGGUGAUUUCAUGAUUUCCACUGAUCGGGACAGGAAGAGAGCUGGAUUCUCCUCCUUUCCCUGAAUGAUUUCUUUGAGUUUAUUGUAAUUUACUCGCUUUCUAAUCUCUUUCUGCAUGGCCUCAAGGAGACAGUCUAUCAUAUGGUCUCUCCUAAGUCUGUCCCUUUCAUUCACAUAGUCCCAUCCAGGAUCUUGCCCUGGGACUGCGGUGGCACCAGGAACUCUUGCCCAUGUGCCAGCUAGGGCCUUCUCAUCACCUAUUUCUACAGCCAAAUCCCAGAUCCGUUUUUUCUCACCUGGGGUGCAACAGGUGGAGAUAAUAAUAAUAUGCAGAUCUGCCCAGGUCAGGUCAAACAGCAGGGUCAGGGAUUUAAAGCCCUCCAUGAAUUUGGUCUAGUUCUCUGAGUAGCGAUCCAAUUUCUUCUUCAUCUGAGCUAGAUCAGUCAUAGAAAAGGGAACAUGUACCCGAGCCAGCCCAUCUGGCCGAGGGUACUUCUCUCAUAGGGAGGAGGUGGGCCCUGUCGCCAUAGUUCAGUCUCAGUCCACUCUGGGUGUGGAGUGGGUUUGGUUGAGGAAUGGGCGAGGUAACAUUAUCCUUAGGCAGUGGCGGGUACAAAAGGAUAUUACGAUUGGGAAUAGAGAGAGGAGUGGUCUCAGGCUCUGAACCCAGAGAGUAAGGCGGAGGGUUUGGAGCUGAGAAUUGAGGAGAGGAACCAGGAAAAUAUGGAGGAGGGGAUUCUGAAGUAGAAGUUAGUUUGGGGGGAGGGGAAGGUCUUGGCCAUGCCACAGCCAGUGUAGGAGAUGUUAUCUUUCUACCCCUCAGGGAAGCUAAAUUGCUUGGGAGAGCUAAGUCAUCCAGAACAUCCUGUUGGGGACUUUCCCCAGAAGGGGUCAGUAAGGAGGUGGCAAGGCACAUGCGACAUAAUCGUCUUAUCUCAGGAUUCUGGCUGAGUUUAAUGAAAGCGGAAAUGUAGGGAAUGGCUGUCCAUUUCCCUUCCCUUCUGCAGAACAAAUCCAAUUGUCUGAUAAUGUUAUAAUGUAGGGUACCAUGGAUAGGCCAAGUUUCUUGAUUACCAAGGAUGCAAUGUGGCCAGACAACAUUACAAAAAUAAAUUAAUUGCUUUUUCUUUAA